Molecule: messenger RNA, 1637 nt
Organism: Plectropomus leopardus (leopard coralgrouper)
Lineage: Eukaryota; Metazoa; Chordata; Actinopteri; Perciformes; Serranidae
Gene: c15h3orf52
Product: chromosome 15 C3orf52 homolog
Source: RefSeq, a predicted model, not a curated record
UUUCUUUCUUGACAACGCCUUCAGGCGUCAGCUGCACCGAAACUUGACGGAGCUCACCUGCCUGGCUGGCCGGGUGGGAAAGGACGCGCAGUGAAGAAGAAACUCGCCUGGAAAAAUAACUUUCCCACGCGCUGUCAGCUCUGGCAAUAUGAACUCGCUACCUCUUGUUUUUGAGGAAUUGUUGCACUUUUGAUCCGCGACUGGGACGUUUAUGGCUCUGCGGACCGUGCGGUUUCAGUAAGAAAAAAAGUAAGAACUAACAGGCACUUCCGGGUUCAGGAAGGCUUAAGAGCACAGCUCCCAUUAAACUGGGAGUGGGAAGCAAACCAGCAUGGACAUUGAGCUGCAACCCAUCAAGACGAAUGGGAACGACGGAGCAGCACAUUUGUCAAACGAACGUGUGCCAGCAAGUAAUGGAGAUGGUGCAGCCUACAGGAUCUCUGAUGCAACAGAGACAUGUGGGUUGCUUUCUGUACAGACUGCAGGAUGUAACGGGGAGACGGCACCCUCUGCCCCUUUAGCAGAAGUUCAAGGGAAUCUGGGAAAUACUUACAAUCCUCAGGAGGAUAGCACUGUGUGCAGGGUGAAGAAAGAGCUGAAUGAGAUUGUCUUCUUGAAAGUCAGACUAUGGAUGAUCAUCAUCUUCAUCUUCCUUCUCAUCUUUGCUGUGAUUAUGAUAUCACUGGCUGUGUGCUCAGCAAUCCAUGAGGAUGUGGAUGAGAACUUUGACCGUUCGUUGUUUAAAGUUCCUCAGUACCUCAAUGGCAGCUUCCAGCUGCCCCAUCUGGUCUUCACAGAGGAGCUUUCUACCUUCUCCUCCAAUGAAAGUCAAACACUUGCUGCUGAACUUCAAGAAAAGCUGGCUGACCUCUAUAGAUCCUCCCCUGCUCUGGGACGAUACUUCUCCAGAGCUGAGAUAUAUGCUUUUAGGAAUGGCUCAGUCAUCGCUGAGUACCAGCUGACAUUUCUCAUGCCUCAAGAGCAGGAAGAUCAGCUGAGAAACUUCACUCUGAGCAAGGAGAUGGUGUACAAUGUGCUCAGACAGUUUCUAUACGACCAAGAGCCAAAUGAGUCAGGGGAAAUGUACAUUGAUCCAGAUUCCCUGAACAUGUUUUUAAGGCACUAGUGACAAAUGUUCACAAACAGAAAGGAGAACUGCUUUCUUUGCCAUUUAAGUGAGACACUCAGCUAACACUAAACCCCCUGCUGUGAGUGAGGUGGCUGCUUGUAUCAUAUGAUUUGUCAGACUUAAGUGAUUCUCCCACGGGUCUGUCGACAUUUUGCAUAUGAUGCAUCUUUGCCACAGAAGCCUCAACGGCCACAGGCACACAAACCAACUAUGGCUGUAAGUCAUAUGGAUGAUCUCAUUCUGUGCUUUGUAAAAUAGGCUUUUAAGACAGUUUAUUAAAAUCAAUCAACGGUGCGGGACCUCUUUGCUAAAAAGGGACAUCUGCCUGUGGUCAAAGCGAGUGGUUUAAAAAUCAGGGCCUUGCUGAGUAUAUGAAAUACAAUUUUUCCAUGUUGUAUUUGAGACUUUAUUGUGUAUGACUGUGCCUUGUUUAACUGAAAGUUAAAAUGUUGGUAUAAAUGUCAGUGCUGUAAAUACUUACAUCAAUUCCCUGACAAUUACUGUGAUU